This is a messenger RNA of Platichthys flesus (European flounder), 3322 nucleotides long. It is a transcript of the gene eeig1b, whose product is annotated as estrogen-induced osteoclastogenesis regulator 1b. The transcript is spliced from 12 exons. NCBI's taxonomy places the organism in Eukaryota, Metazoa, Chordata, Actinopteri, Pleuronectiformes, Pleuronectidae. The record is from RefSeq and is a predicted model, not a curated record. Bases 353 to 1549 code for a protein of 398 amino acids.
UAAAAAUCCUAAAAACCGUUGAGUAUCAACGGUUGUAAUAGUUUUUAUAUUUCUAUAAGGGCCCUGCUCCUUGUCUCCGUUUUUUUCACCGCUCAGACUUUGUGGACGGGCCCUAACUUUGAUGCGUUCAGGGACCGGCUCAGAGGCUCGGACACUGCGCUGCUGAAACCCAUAACCUGAGUGUCCAGGGGAAAGCGGGUGAAGAUGCACCGAGGCUGAGCUGCGGUGAAGACCCGGGACUCCGCUCCUCUGCGGCGGGACAAGCUGCACGGUUCUCCCGGUCAGAGGAGGACAGCGACCGCACGUCCGGACGAAGUUCACGUGUAAAAACGAAGGUUUCACCUCUGACGUGAUGAGUUCACUGCCGCAGAUCAGCUCCAGGACGUUUCUGGUGAAGAAGAAGAAGUUUAAGUUCCAGGUGCACUUCUCUCUGGACCAGCUGACCGCGGUGCCCUUUGUCAACGGGCUGCUCUUCUGCAAGAUCCGACUCAUCGACGGAGGAGACUUCUCCGUCCUGUCAUCCAGGGAGGAGGUGCAGCAGAACUGUGUUCGAUGGAGAAAGAAGUUCUCGUUCGUGUGUAAGAUGAGCGCCAGCCCCGCCUCCGGAGUGUUGGACCCCUGCGUCUGCAGAGUCUCUGUGCGCAAGGAGCUGAAAGGAGGAAAAGCCUUUUCCAAGCUCGGUUUCGCUGAUCUCAACCUGGCAGAAUUCGCUGGAUCAGGCUCCACAGUCCGCUGCUGCAUCCUGGAGGGGUACGACACCAAGCACACCCGGCAGGACAACUCCAUCCUGAAGGUAACCAUCGGGAUGAGUCUUCUCUCCGGGGAUCCCUGCUUUAAGACGCCUCCCAGCACGGCCAAGUCGGUCUCCACCGGGGACGAGGACCCGACCCUGCAGCUGGACCGCAAGGGAGCGAGCACUGAUGCCACCAUGCAGCCACCAGGGGGCGUCCUGGAGGGACCCCGCACCUUCAAACCACGACAGCCGUCAGGACGGAGCUCAGGACUGCCUGAAGAGGGGGGGGGUCCAGAUGACGUCUUUCACUCUGGUCAUUUCCGCAGCUCCAGCUACGCCAGUCAGCACAGCAGGAUAUCAGGUCACAGCCCCGGUCACGCUCGCUGCUCCAGCCUGACCGACCUCAGUCACCACAGAAACGCUUCGUCCAGCAGCAGCGCUUCCUGUGGACACGCCCACUUGGCCCCGCCUCCUCCCUCCAGCCCCACUGAGCAUCAGAGGCAGGCCACGCCCACCAGACCGGAGCGGCCGCCUCCCCCCUCUGCAGCGGCGUUCAUGUCCAACAGAUCGUCCAGGAGGAAGCUGGACCCGGUGCAGAGACACCUCAGCUGCGUGGACGACACUCGUCUCGACGCUGACGACAUCGUGGAGAAGAUCCUCCAGAGUCAGAACUUCUCUGACGGCAGCAACAACGAAGACAGCAACCUGAGGCUGUUUGUCAGUAAAGACGGGACCACGGCGCUCAGCGGGUCGCUCGCCAACAGAGGAACUCCUGGUGUCUUUGAGCCGGUGGUCAUCGAGACGAACGGAGCUUGAAGGCGUCUCCGUCCCGCUCCGGACGUUAACGUCCCCUGACCAGCAGGUGGUCUCUAGGGUUCAGACCUGUGACAUGUGACUGAGCAGAGCUUCAUGAGUGUGAGACACUCAAAGUGAAACUUCAACCCAUACUUGAACAAAACCCUUAAAAAACCAGCGACUGUGAGAAGUGUAGUGCAACACUGACAUGAUGUGUUCAGGCUCCUUGUGAACUCCGUGACUCCCAGUGUCCACAUCUGGUGGAUUGUUGUGUGAACAUCAGGUUCAGAUGUCGUCUCUUUUCUCAGCUUCAGUUCAUGUUGUGGUUUAACGUUUGUCUGAUGAUGUCACGUUUCCAAUUCCUGGUGAUAAUGAUGUGAUUGUUUUCCUACUUGUUGACGAUGAUGAAACCAUCGAGAGGCUCCUACUGGGGACAGGAAGUCUGCCUGGAAAUGGAUCAAAAGCUUUUACCAUAUUUUAAAGUUAUUUGAUGAUUGUUUAGAAAAUGAAUAUAUUAUUUUGCACAUUUUUUUAAAACCACUAAAGGAAAAGGAGAUGGUACAGGACUUUUAAACGGCACAUGACAUGUUUUUAUUUUAAAGUUCUUAUUAUUUUUCAGUUCAGUGCUUCUUGUUCUCGGACAGAUAAGUCGUGAGUUGCUGUGAUGACACAGAGUGUGCGUUCAUAUGGGCGGCCAUUUACAACUUCUUGUCACAUUGCUGCAUGAACGUUUAUUCAUUUCUCAUAAAUUUAUGAAUCAUUAGUCUUUAAAAACGUUCUUAUGUUUCAAGGGCAUAAGGAGACAUUUUAAUUAAAGCUGCAGUAACUUGUUAGCGCUGCAGUUUAAAGCUUUAAAACGUGUAUGAGUCAAUAUUUACGUAGACUGAUCCAAAACCAAAAGUGAAGCCAAGUCAUCUUGAUCGCCCCCUGGUGGCUGGCUGCAGUACAGGCUUCUCUCAGCUAGGCUGCUCUUCACAGUUUUUCUCAGUUAUUGAUACAUAAACGGGCUGAGAUGUCAUGAUUGACAGCUGAGGAAUAUCAUAUAAAUAAAGAUGGACAAAAAGAAGGCUCCUGAAAGUCAAACCUAAGCAUCUUUAUCACCCCCUGGUGGUGAGAUUUCCUAUGCAUAGAGACUGACUACAAAUUAUUUUGUCAGCAAAAGAUGGCAGCGUUCGUAUCUAUGAUGUUUUGGAUUCAUUUCAGUUUGGAUAUCUAUAGAUAUCUAUAGAUAUAUAUAUCUAUAGAUAUAUAUAUAUAUCUAUAGAUAUAUAUAUAGAUAUAUAUAUAAUUUUGGGUCCAGCAGGCUGGUCUUAAGAUUCUUAAAAGAUUUUCUGUUAAAGCUCAAAUCAACACUUGUAUUUAACACUGACGUCUGUGGUCGAACCGUUGUGUUGAUGAAUAAUUUUUAACUUUGAUUUGUUCCAGAAAUAAUUUUCCUUUUCUUUGCACUCGCCCAAACGUUGUCUGUGAUUUUAUGAUAUAAUUGAACAACCAUGUACUUUUGUCCAUGCAUGAGGUGAAUGGGAUUUUUCUCUUCUUAUUGAAUUAACUUAAACUGAAUAAUGAAAAUGGGAUUAUGUUGCAUUUGUACUGGUGAUACUGAUAUAAUUCACUUUAUAGGGAGGUUUUGGUGAGAAGAAUAUAAACACUUUAACUGUGGUAACUUAAUAAAGUCAAAUUAUGACAUUGGAGCUAUAAUCAAAGAAUAUAUGCAUAUAAAACACAGUUUUAAUAUGUUAAAUAAACACUGUGUGUUGUGACAUUCUGUCGAAAUCCUUGAGCGUUUUCUGUUGA